AUGGACCCUGCCCAAGUUGAGUGGAUUGUGAAGUUCAUCUAUGCAGGGAACCUCUCUUUCUUGCGGCCGAUCGAACCAGAUCCUUUGGUCCCUACCCCCGAAGAUUCCGAGAAGGUGUUGCAGUUGGGCUUCGAUCUUUACAAGAUUGCGGAUUUUUUCCAGCUCGGCGCCAUAAAGACUCUAGCCUGUGAGAUGCUGCGCGAACACAUCGAGGGGGUGGCUACUAGGUGGAAGACGGAGCACGACACGUGGCGUAGCGGGAGAAGAGAGGAUGAACACCCAAACGAAAUGUCCCCGGAGGUUAAGAAGCUUAUGGAGCUCGCAAAGGCGGCAUACAACCUUCCAGUCGGGGGUUUGUGGGUGCCGCUGAUGGAUCAUAGGGUUCACGGCCUCCUCCAAGACAUGCCUCAGAUGGGCUUCGAUAUACUCUACAAGCUCACGGUGUGUCCUUAUGACAAUGCUGGGUACCACACCCUGGCUUGCUACUGGCGGAAUCACCCUGAUAAGUCUCUGCCGACGGGAACCUGA
Molecule: messenger RNA, 528 nt
Organism: Phialemonium atrogriseum
Lineage: Eukaryota; Fungi; Ascomycota; Sordariomycetes; Cephalothecales; Cephalothecaceae
Exons: 3
Coding region: 1-528 (175 amino acids)
Source: RefSeq, a predicted model, not a curated record